AUGUGCUAUUUGGCAAUAAUUCGUUGUUACGUGUGCGCUGGCUUCCAUCACACGCGACUUCAUCAGGAUGGAUCUUUCGGAUCUACAACGCAACAGCUCUCACAAUCUUCAGGAGAAGUCAACACUCAUCUAGUUAUCUCCAGCUCUCAUCAGAUCUUCAGUGAGUUCUGCGGUACUGACCAGCUUCUGGCAACGGCCGUGAUCACUUUGCAAUCUGCGGCUGGGGUUUCUAUGACUGCACGUGUGCUGUUGGAUUCUUGUGCAGAGCAAUGCAUCGUCUCGGAACAUGUUGUCCAAGCGUUUAAUCUGAAGCGCAAACCCGUCUACGUCGUUGUUAAUGGCACGGGUGGCACUACCAAUGCCGUAGCUCAGAGUCGAGUCAAACUCACUCUGAAAUCUCAACGAGAUACUAAUUUUUCUCUUGAGUUUACAGCGCUGGUGUUGAGGAGGGUUUCCAAUCUCUUGCCUAGGAGGCGGGUCAAGCCUCGGAAAGGUUGGAGUCAUCUUGACGGCCUGCAGCUAGCCGACCCUCACUUUGGAGUGCCCAGCAGAGUAGACUGCAUCCUCAGUUCAGCGGUUUUUGGCGCCACAUUGUUACCAGGGAUUCGGAAGGCUGUCAACCCUCUUGAAGCUCCAGUUGCACAGGAGACCGUCUUUGGCUGGGUCCUCUUAGGCAGCUCUGGUCCGAAUGACGACCCUGAGGAUGCCGCAUCAGUGCAUCACAUCUCAAUUAACCACGAGCUCACGAAAGCCGUGACAAGAUUCUGGGAGACGGAGGAGAUCCCGCGGGUGCCUCGGCUGUCACCGAGCGACCAGCAAUGUCUUGAACAUUUCAGGAAAACGUCCUCUCGCAAUCGAGAAGGUCGCUACGUCGUGCGGCUUCCCUUCUCCGGAACACCUCAAUUCUCCGGCAUUGAUUCGACUGCUCGAGCAUGCAUGGGUCGUCUCGAACGUCGGUUCGUCAAGCAACCCGACGUCGCAGCUGCGUACUCCGCAUUCAUGCGCGAGUACAUCGACCUCGGCCACAUGGAAGUGGUCCCGGAGGACGAGACAAACACAAGACAAUUCUAUUAUUUGCCCCACCACCCUGUCUUCAAGAAGGACAGCGGCAAGAUUCGUGUCGUUUUCAACGGCUCGCAGAAGGACGCCAGGGGAGCUUCACUCAAUUCCUUUCUUCAUGCUGGUCCAAAGCUGCAAGAGGACCUAUUGGUCGUGCUCCUGAGAUGGUGUUUCUUCCGAUACGUGUUCACCUGUGACGUGGUGAAGAUGUUUCGACAAAUGCUGGUUCACCCGGAGGACUUAAACUGGCAGCGCAUCUGCUGGAGGUUUUCGCCCGGAUCGCCGUUGCUUUCAUACAGUUUACUCACGGUGAUUUACGGUACGGCCUCUGCUCCCUUCCACGCUAACGCAUGUCUUCUAGAUCUUGCAGAAAAGGAAGCGGAUCGCUUUCCACUUGGGUCUAAGUUGCUAAAAAAAAAUCGCUAUGUGGAUGAUUUUUUGGCGGGAGGAGACACGCUCGAAGAGACCGCAGCGGCUAAAACUGAACUUAUUAGCAUCCUAUCUUCGGCAGGUAUGACUGUGGAUAAGUGGGCUGCCAGUCAUGUCGAUCUUCUGGGAGCAGCUGAGCCGCUUCAGCACAGGAAGUUGAGUGAGAUCGGCACGGUUUCGACACUUGGCUUAAAAUGGCUACCCCACUCGGAUGUGUUCAAUUUUGAUGUGCGGCUUUCAUCGUCACCCUCGGCAGUGACGAAACGCACGAUUCUCUCUCAGGUUGCUACACUUUUCGACCCGGUGGGCUGGGUUUCUCCAGUGGUCAUACGGGCCAAACUGCUGUUACAAUGUCUGUGGCUUCAAGGAGCGGACUGGGACGCUCAAGUUACAGGCGAACUUAAACAAUCCUGGAUCACGUACCUGACAGAACUCAUGGAUCUCGAAGCCAUAAGGAUUCCACGUUGGCUGGGAACUGGCAGAACGAUGGAGUGGCAUCUUCACGGCUUUUGCGAUGCGUCCGAACGCGCCUUUGCAGCCACCAUCUACGUCGUAGUACCAUCAACAUCGUCAUCUCGAUUUCUUGUGGCCAAAUCCAAGGUCGCACCCUUGAAGGUCAUUAGCCUUCCCAAGCUCGAACUUUGUGGAGCGUCUCUUCUGACACGGCUGAUCACCGCCAUCCUGCCACAACUGGAGGUUCCACCGGCGCAAAUUCAUUGUUGGUGCGACUCUCAGGUAGUUUUGUCAUGGCUACAAUCGCAUCCUUCUAAGUGGAAGACCUACGUGGCAACCAGAGUCAGUGAGAUUACCACAUCUCUACCAACCGCUACUUGGCGCCACGUCAAAUCUGGUCACAAUCCUGCGGACCUGGCUACGAGAGGGUGCUUGCCACGGCAGCUGCAGGGAUCGGAAAUCUGGUGGAAGGGUCCUCACUGGCUGACUCUUUCACAAGCCGAAUGGCCUUCCAACUCUAAACCCGAAGCCACUGAGUUGGAAUCACGCAAUCGAGUCAAUAUUUGA
This is a messenger RNA of Linepithema humile (Argentine ant), 2508 nucleotides long. Lineage: Eukaryota; Metazoa; Arthropoda; Insecta; Hymenoptera; Formicidae. The record is from RefSeq and is a predicted model, not a curated record.